GAUGUGGCUCUCCAGAGCCGGUGUGGUGUUGCGGGGCUGAAAGCCUCCAUGUGAUCCAUGCCUCCUCCCAUUGGAGCCGGCUUUGCUUUUCUCUGAAGCUUUAUGUUUGACACUCGCCUCUUUGUUCCUUCUAAGUUUCACCCUGGCAAUGUAUUUCUGCUCUACUAGCGUCCUCCCGAAGACUUCUGUGCUGCAUUUAAAGCGUUAUUUUGAUACCUUUUGAUGUCCCCCCGAAUUAAAAAGCAAGCACCAUGCCUCUCAACUCCACUUUCCAGAGCAGGAAUUACGACUUGGAUUAUGACUCCAUACAGCCCUUUUUCUACUUCGACGAAGAUGAGAACUUCUACCAGCAGCAGUACAACCGGCCGCAGCCUCCGGCACCCAGUGAGGACAUCUGGAAGAAGUUUGAGCUCCUGCCUACCCCGCCGCGUUCCCCUAGCCGUAGGUCUAGCAUCUCCAGCCUCUUCCCUUCCACCGACCAGCUGGAGUUGGUCACGGAGUUCCUGGGAGGGGACAUGGUGAACCAGAGCUUCAUCUGCGACCCGGACGACGAGGCUUUCGUCAAGUCCAUCAUUAUUCAGGACUGUAUGUGGAGCGGCUUUUCUGCUGCGGCCAAGCUGGAGAAAGUGGUGUCGGAAAAGCUGGCAUCCUACCAAGCUUCUAGGAAGGAGAACUCUGCUUCCCAGCCCCAAAACCAACAGCAGCAAAGCCCGCAGAAGCUCGAACCCUGCCAGGGCAACCUCAGUCCCAUUGGGUCCAACAGGACCAGCAGUGGAUACCUUCAUGACCCAAGCUCUGAUUGCAUAGACCCAUCGGUGGUCUUUCCAUAUCCAGUGAAUGACAGCAUUACCAGGAGCAGUCCUCAGUGCAUGGAACAAGAAAUAUCAAUAGAAACUCCACCUAUUAGCAGCAACAGCAGCAGUUCUGAGUCUGAGGAGGAACAGGAGGAAGAGGAAGAAGAGGAGGAGGAGGAGGAAGAAGAGGAAGAGAUUGAUGUGGUCACUGUAGAAAAACGCUUCACGGCAUCAAAGAAAAACGACUCUUCUUCCCGCCAGUCCAGACAUCACCACAGACCUAUAGUUUUAAAGAGGUGUCACGUGCCCAUCCACCAACACAACUACGCCGCACCUCCUUCAACCAAAGUGGACUACCCUUCUUCAAAGCGGGCAAGGCUAGAAAGCAACACCAGAGUCCUCAAACAGAUCAGCAACAACCGCAAGUGUUCCAGCCCUCGGUCGUCGGACAGCGAGGAGAACGACAAAAGACGGACACAUAACGUUUUGGAGCGCCAAAGGCGCAACGAACUCAAGUUGAGCUUUUUCUCUCUUAGAGACCAGAUCCCAGAGGUAGCAAAUAACGAAAAGGCACCUAAAGUAGUUAUCCUUAAAAAGGCAACAGAAUAUGUUCUUUCCAUGCAAGAAGAGGAGGAAAGGCUUGUCCAGGAAACAGAACUUUUAAAACAAAAAAGAGAACAAUUAAAACAGAAACUCAAACAGCUCAAGAGUUUGUGAGUUCUUCUUCUAGUGACUUUUCAAAAAAAAGACUUCAAAAACCGAACUGUGACAGUUCUAUUUCAAGGUUGUCUUCUUGAAUCCUACAAAAUAAAAACAAAAAACUUGUAGAUUUUUUGGACAAGUGCAUGUAAAGGAUUGGAUAAACCUACACAACCUUGGCAUGGUCUCUCGAUUUUUGCCAGCACCUUAUUACUGCCUCAAUAGUCAAAUGGGUAUACGGGAUAUUUGAACUUUUAUGGGUUUUUUUGUUUUUAUUUGCUUGAUGGGGGCGCAAAUUUUUUUUGUUUUUACAUAUCUUUGUAUUUAAAACCUUUAUUUUUCUUAUAAAGACAUUUCCUGAAGUUUGACUCUGAAUAGCUUAAAAAAAUAUAUAUAUACAUGCUGACGUUUUAUGGUAUUCUUAACAAAAUCUUUAUAGAAAUAACAUGUAUUAAUGUACACACUUCUAACAACUGGCAAAAAAAGAGCAAAAGUUUUAACACCUCUGCUUGUUGCUGCCAAUACUGCCUUUAAGUAAAUGUUUUUUUGGGGUUUUGUUAUAAUAUUUAAAAAUUAUAUUAUGAAAGUUGUCCUUGGUUAAUAAUAAUUCUAUAUUUGAUCUGGUAUUAAGGAUAUUCUGAAGAGAUGAUGAAAGUGCUGUCUAACAUGUAAUUUUAGCUUUAAAAUGUUUUGGAUUUACUUGUUAAAAAGGAAAAAAAAGCCAACUUCCCUUUCCUGUUAAAGCCGUUCCCCCGCAUACCUUGGGUGGUCUUUAGUUGAAAGAAAGUUAUGAAAAUUGGGUUUGUUCUAUAAUGAUUCUCUUAAUGAUAUUAUAACAUGCUGGCAGUUUGACAAUUCAUCAAUGUUCCUAAAAAAUAUUUAAAAAAAAAAAGCUUGUUUUGGUUAAAUUAAACUAUAUUGGGCUGAGCCCCAGACUCAUAUAGUAGCCUUUAAUGUGGCAAGCUGUUUGGAAGAAGCUUCAGAAAAUAAAUCAUUUAAAAAAAAAAAAAA
Rana temporaria (common frog) is the source of this 2504-nucleotide messenger RNA. It is a transcript of the gene MYC, whose product is annotated as MYC proto-oncogene, bHLH transcription factor. Gene Ontology annotation, biological process: regulation of transcription by RNA polymerase II; positive regulation of cell population proliferation. Bases 252 to 1511 code for a protein of 419 amino acids. Gene Ontology annotation, molecular function: DNA-binding transcription factor activity, RNA polymerase II-specific; protein dimerization activity; RNA polymerase II cis-regulatory region sequence-specific DNA binding. The transcript is spliced from 3 exons. The record is from RefSeq and is a predicted model, not a curated record. NCBI's taxonomy places the organism in Eukaryota, Metazoa, Chordata, Amphibia, Anura, Ranidae.